This is a messenger RNA of Adineta ricciae, 5118 nucleotides long. NCBI's taxonomy places the organism in Eukaryota, Metazoa, Rotifera, Eurotatoria, Adinetida, Adinetidae. The record is from the annotation of a GenBank genome assembly.
AUGAAUAUGAAAAUUUAUCUUCAAUGGCUCUACAAGAAGAUAUCCAAUUAUAAUCUUUUCAUAUUAGAAGAAAAUGAUUAUGACGAUGACAACACCAAAGAUCCGACUGUACUUCUUAAACAUCAAAAGUACAAAACUCGUUUGUAUGUUGUACUUCUUAUGGUUUGUCUCUACCUACUGUUCUAUGUUACUCUUCUCAAUGUGGAAUCUAAAACGAUUCUUAUUUCUGGAGUGACACUGGAGACAUUCAAUGAAUUAUAUUCUGAAUAUAACCAAACACUUUCAUGUCCGUGUAGAACAAGUACAAUACCAUACAAAAGUUUUGUCUUCAUUAAUGUUACAAUACAUCCGGUCUGUUCGAGUAUUUUUAUCGAUAGUCAAUGGGUGGAUCGAUUAUAUCUGGAAAAUGCAAGUCUUUAUGGUGUGUGGGAUUUUCGAACAACAGCCUAUUAUCAGUUUCAACUUCUGUCAACAUUGUGCUCUUUUGCGAAGGACAAUAUUGAUCAAAUUCAAAAUGAUAUUAACAAUACCGAUUUUGUAAGCAUUGAACUCAUUUGUGAAGCGGAAGUUCAUCGACAAGUUAAUGAUCUGGUUGACUUUCGUAAAAGCCAUUUCUCUCGUCUGGCAAUGUCGUUUUUGAAUUACUGGAAUACAAUAAGUCAAGAACACUACUUGGUUUCAGCACUCGGCACCAACUGGAUAACUGAAAUCGUAGACAACUUUGCUCCUAAGUUAGUGAUCAGAGGAAUGUAUGUAGGAAUUUCUAUCGAAAAGGGCAUUUCUCGACCAUGCAGCAAAGCCAAUUCAGUCAUUCCAGCUACUUUUGCUCCACCAUCAAAAGUGCGCUUUCCAUUCGAGCGUAGAUCUGUAAUGGAGCCGAUGCCUAAUUCUAAACUUAUCAAAGGGUUCUUCGCGGGAUGUACUCCUCUCGAAGCACUUCUUGAAAGCACAUUGGACUGUUUAUACGAUCAUAAAUGUAUUCAGUUAUUGUUGCAUGCCUUCCCAAAACUAAAUCAACUAAAUAUUUCUUGGUCCGAUUCGAUUUUAUCAACAAAGAAUGAAAAUAUUUCGAUCAAUAAUUAUUUCAAAGCUCUUUUCGUUACAAAUUGGUCAUUAAACGUGGAUCACCCAACGUAUUUCCAUCAGUGUUCACCAUCUACGUGCACAUACACAGUGAAAGAUCAAAUGAAUUUAUCGUAUACGAUCACCCUUCUUAUUAGUCUUUAUGGUGGUGUUAUUAUCAUUCUCCGUUUCGUUGCAUCAUGUUCGAUAUGUGCUCUCUGCCUAUUCGCAUCGCUAAGCAGUACAACAACGACAGUAAUUGAACUAAAUCCUUCAUUAUCAACUUUUCAAUCAUUAGAUGUCAAAUAUUCCACAGAACUUCAAUGUCCGUGUUCUAAUCAAGCGAUACCUCAUCAAUCAUUCAUUUCCUUCUCUCCCAUUCUUCAUCAAAUCUGCCGUAGUAGUUUCGUUCUUGACGAUUGGAUUACAAUAUUAAAAGCUCUUCUACACAGGGUAGCCAAUACCAGUUGGAGCACUUUAGCAUACAUGCAGUUCGCAAUCUUGUCUCAUCUUUGUCAACUGGCUAAUGAAACAAUAAACGAUGCGAUUGAUCAAUAUCUUUUACAAUUUUUUAUCGCUUCUUCUGCCUUGAACGAGGCUAACUUUUAUCUACAAUUAAAUACGAGUCUUACUCAGUUAUAUCAAUCAACGUUUUACAACUUUGAUUUGCUGAAAGAUGUUGUACAUCUUAUUAUGCAAAUUGAUCAGCCGUGUAUGGGUGAUAUCAUAUGGUCACAAAACGAAGUACAUUCUGAUUUCAUGAUGCAUACAUUAAUUAACGAAACAAACGGUCACACACUUCAAGUGCAAUUUAUUUUGAAUGGAAUCAAAGAAAUGAGUUCAAGGCGGUUUAUCUGUAUUUGUGCUAUCAAUCCAAACUGUGGAGAUACAGCUCAUAUAUACAAUUCUGCGUGGACAAAUUACGGCAAGGAUGAUAUUUACAAUAUACCUGGCUGGAUGCAAGGAUGCUUCACUCUUGAUUCUCUCCUACUUUCGACUUUUCAACUUGUGUAUAUGAAUUCGGACGACUUUCUGAAUUUCAUGAACCAUAUACAACUAGGAGAAACUGGGCUCGGCAAGAUAUCUUCACCAUUUCGUCUACAACCUCUCUUCUAUGAUCCAAAAACGAGUCAUUAUCCUCCGAACACAUCCAUUUCAACAAUCAUUAAGGAACUAAUGAUCGAACAAUGGAAUCCUUCUCUGACAUACGAACAGUUCUAUAAAUCGUGUGCACCCAAUUAUUGUUCUUAUCCCGAAAAAAUUCGUAAUAAUAAUUUCAUUGGUGUAAUUAUAAUACUGAUAUCCAUGAUAAGUAGUAUUGUCAUUGUAUUGAAACUUUUAACACCGCGUCUUGUUCAAGCCAUUUUCAAAAUACUCGCUAGAUUCAAUAAAACGACAAGACAAACACAACCAGUUCUAGCACCUCGUCGCAGCCUCGAUCAAUUGAAGACGUGGAUACGCCAUUUAAUUAAACUUCUACGAUCUACGUUAGUUACAUUAAAUAUCUUUCCUUUACGCGAUCUUGGAAGUCAUAGAGAUCGGGAAACGGCAAAGCGUUACGGACAAUGGGCAACUCGUCUCUAUAUACUUUUACUCAUUGCUAGCCACACUAUUCUGAUAUUUUACACAAUAGUCCAACAACGAACAUCAAGAACAACUUAUCUCAAACCAGAUUUGUUUUACUAUAAUCAUUUGAGGGAGAUCUAUGGCGAUCAAUUGAAAUGUUCCUGUUCACAAAUAGCAUCGACAUACGAUCGAUUCGUCAAAAUCGAACCGAUAUUCCAUUCGGUUUGUAGAAGUAAUUUCGUCUCUGAAGAAUGGCGCCUGGGUUUAGUGAAUGGACUUGUUCCUAAUUUUACCGUAUUUAAUCGAAGAGAUUAUCGUCGGUUUCUUCCGGCGCAUUUAUACUAUCUUCAAAAAUUAUGUAAUAUAUCUGAACAAUCGGUGCAGCAUUCGAUCAAUGAAUUUCUAACCUCAUUAUUGGUCACUGUGGAACUUCUCCCCAAAAACCAGUUCGACAAUCAUCUGAAUGCAACUAUUGAGCAGAGUAAAUCCAGGGCUCCUAUUUUAGUCUCUCGUCUUUUGUCCUUCAUUCAAAGUCUCAGCCACGGAAAUGCUUUGAUUUCGACUUACGAAACAAAUUUUGAAUACAUUCUUCCAGCGAAUAAAAUUUACAAUUCAUAUUUACCCACACAAGGUAUUGUGUACGAUGAUCAAUGUUCGUGUGGAAAGUCUCCCACAUGCACAACUCAAGCAGUUUUUAUUGAAGGAAAUCCAUUAAGAAACUUUUCUGUCCAUGGCAUGAAGAUGGGAUGUACUCCAAGUGAAUCAUUUCUUGCUUCAACUCUUCAAUGCUUUUAUAAUCAAUCAUGCCUUGAUCUCAUACAAACGCAUACAAACUACAACUUCUCUAUAACACCUCUUCAGACGUCAAACGGUAGUUUUUCACAAAACACGACCAUAGAUGAGCUGAAAAUAAAUUUAUUUAUUGAAAACUGGUCGAUGGACGUGAAUUACUCUUCUUAUUAUGAACAAUGUUCACCUUCGAUAUGUUUUUAUAUCAGUGUUCAACGAUUCAAUAUCUUCUCUAUCAUUGCUGCCGUACUGGGUCUUCAAGGUGGGUUGUCGAUUGUUCUCAAAUGGAUUUGUCCGAAACUUAUACGAAUUGGAUUUUGGAUUUAUAACAAGCGAAAGAAUCCAGCGAACUCUAUUGGUGCAACGGAUUCAAUUGCAGAUUCGUCUCAUAUCAAUUCCAAUUCCGACGAAAAUAAGACAACACCAACGAAUUCAAUAUGCCAUCGAUUGUUCAUCAAAGUCACAUUUACAAUUAUACUAUUCCUAUGUAUAUCCGGAGGUUUUCUACUCUUUUCAGUACAAUAUAUUCGACGAGAUUCGUUGCCAACCGCGUCAAUAGAUAAUCGUUCCAAUUCAACAAUAAUGCCAAUGUCGUCGACUACAUCAGAACCAAUAUGCCCCCCUAAAUUUAAUCGACUGUCAAUGAAUGUGCUAUGUCUAGGGUCACUAAGAGAUCUAGCUACUGUUGUUGAUGUAAACAAUGACAGUCGAGUUGAUUUGAUUUUAGUUUGCAUAGAGAAUGAUACGAUAAAUGUACUCCUCAGUAAUGGCGAUGGCACAUUUCAAACACCGAUCGUCUACCUAUUUGAGCUUUCCAAAGUGGUAGAUAUUCAUGUUGGUGAUAUAAAUAAUGAUACUCGACUCGAUCUGGUUUUAGUUUAUAAUACUUAUGUGUUAAAUGUCGUCCCUAUAUUCGGGAAUGGUAAUGGAACAUUUCAAACACAACACAGACAAUCAAUAAGUACGAACCACUACAUAUCUCAUUCUAUUUUAGCUGAUCUUAAUCAGGAUAAUCAGUUGGAUAUUAUACUGACAGGCCUUCGAGAAUAUAUUGAUAUAUACUUUGGAGAUGGUACUGGAAAUUUUUCGUUACAAUCGAAACUAUUUGCAGGAAGGAGAAGUAGCCCUGGAAAGAUAUUUCUUCCUAACUUUAAUGAGGAUAACCAUCUCGAUAUUGCUGUAAUGGAUUAUCAUUCUGCUUUUAUGCAUGUUUUUUUUGGAAGUAAUCAUGGAAGUUUCCAUUUACAUCAAUGGUUCUUCACUUCAAUGAACUUUCAACAUUCUAAUAUUGUGCACGGUAACUUCCGUCGAGAUAAUCAAUCUGAUAUUGUAUUUCUCCGCUCUUGGACAAAUACUAUCUUCAUGUCAUAUCGAUACAGUAACGGUUCUUUUCAUGCACGCGAACAGAUUGUUUUAGAGUCAGAGUUACGGUCUGAAUCAGCCGUUGUAUCUGAUUUAAAUGGUGACAAUUAUCCAGACAUCAUUGUUACCAGCCUUUCCCCAUAUAUGAUCCAUGGUUUUCUUGGAGACGGAAAUGGCAACUUUCGAGCACAUACUAUUUAUUCGAAUGAAAUUGGCAGUGAUGAAGUUUGGACUGAUGUAAAAGAUUUUAACAAUGAUAAUUGUCAAGAUAUAAUCAGUGUGACUGAUGGACUUAAAACCAUAGAUAUCUUUCUGAAUACGUGUCAUUGCUUUACUUGA